This is a messenger RNA of Schistosoma rodhaini, 770 nucleotides long. The record is from the annotation of a GenBank genome assembly. NCBI's taxonomy places the organism in Eukaryota, Metazoa, Platyhelminthes, Trematoda, Strigeidida, Schistosomatidae.
CAGUGUUACAAUGUUUAAAAAACACUAUGUUUCAUUCUCUAAAAGUACAGCUUAAUUUCUCAAAAUAUCUGCAUAAUUGUUUUGGAUCAUGAACUGUUACAUCUCUUGUUUGUCCAAUUGUGAAGCACUUAUUAUAUUUUCAGUCAAACUUAAUUGAGUCAAGGAAAAAUGACCUAUUUAUGAUUGCAGUCUACUGUGCCAUCAAACAUUUCCGGCACACAGUAGAAGUUCGCGAUUUCAUCUUAUUCACCGACCAUAUGCCUUUAACGUAUGCUCUGCAUACCAAUUCCGACUGUCACUCACCACGAAAGUGCAGACAUUUAGACUAUAUCUCUCAGUUCAAAAGAGACCUUCUUCACGUCAAAGGCGAGUCAAACUAUGUUGCCGAUGCUCUGUCACGUAUCCAGGUAAAGGCAGUUACUUUGCCGGUGUUUGAUCUCCCUCCUAUGACCGUCGCCCAAGUAAAUGAUCCUUCAUGUACAGGAGCACAACAUUCUACACCCCUUCAGUGUCGAGAAGUACCCCUAGCAACUAGCUCAGCUACUAUCCUGUGUGAUAUUUCUAAUGGUCUUUCCCGAUCCAUCAUACCCUUUGCUUGUCGUCGUCUAGUCUUCGAUGCCCUGCAUACACCGUCUCAUCCAUGUUUAGAAUAAUUGUAAUAAUUAAUUGUGUGUAGUUAGAGAAAUACCAAGAUAUAUUCAUUACAAAACUUUAAUUUAUCUUCAUAACUAUAUAUGAAGUAACUUUCCACAGUCUAAAACGGUUUCUCA